Molecule: messenger RNA, 450 nt
Organism: Necator americanus (New World hookworm)
Lineage: Eukaryota; Metazoa; Nematoda; Chromadorea; Rhabditida; Ancylostomatidae
Exons: 5
Coding region: 1-450 (149 amino acids)
Source: RefSeq, a predicted model, not a curated record
AUGCAGGUGAUAAGGUUCGGUAUAAGAGCUGCAGGAAAGUUUCUUAUUGCCAGUUUUGCUAUGAAGUUCGUACUUCUUUCUGUGUUCCUCUGCGGUGUUGUGCUCUCUAUGCCUCAAAAUGUGAAACCUGCCAAAUUCGAUAACUGUGGUGCUAAAGCCGUGAAACAGUUCAAGCUUAUCGCAACUGGAAAUGCAAAAAUGGACAUUGCUUGUGAAAUGUGCCUUGACUUGGUCCUUAUUGCUGAAACAUAUGCUGAAUGCGGAGAAGCGGAAGCCGAAGCUGCCCUGGAAAAGAAGUGUGACGCUGAUUUCAGUUCGCCAGCAACUGACAAAAUGUGUCGUAGCAUGGUCCGUAGCAUUGCUCAUGAAGUGAUCGAAGACACCGAGCAGGAUCCGAGCAAAGUUUGCUUGAAGGUGAUCCACAAACAGUGUAGCUACAGUUCUAUUUAA